Molecule: messenger RNA, 1659 nt
Organism: Exophiala spinifera
Lineage: Eukaryota; Fungi; Ascomycota; Eurotiomycetes; Chaetothyriales; Herpotrichiellaceae
Exons: 2
Coding region: 1-1659 (552 amino acids)
Biological process (GO): secondary metabolite biosynthetic process
Molecular function (GO): monooxygenase activity; FAD binding
Source: RefSeq, a predicted model, not a curated record
AUGGACUCUUCAAAUCCCAUCCCCGUCAAAACACAACUAAAGCGUGACCCCUCGACGCAACUCGACAUCAUCGUCGUCGGCGCAGGCCUAGGGGGCGUCGGGGCCGCCAUCGCACUCCUCCUUGCUGGACACAAAGUGACGGUCCUGGAGGCGGCGGCCGAGAUAGGCGAGGUGGGCGCGGGUAUUCAACUUCUACCCAACAGCUCCCGGGUCGUACAAUCCUGGGGCCUGCGCGAGCGUCUCGAGCAACACGCCACCAAACCGUCUCGGAUCAACAUUUUGGGAUGGAAAGGCAACACUAUCUCGUCCAUGGACUUUGCGGAGAGCGCGCGUCCCUACCCAGGCACGUUCUACUGGGACUUUCACCGCGCAAAUCUCCACAAGGUCCUGCUUGAGCGUGCCGUCGAACUCGGCGCUGAGAUCAAAGUGCAAUCGCGGGUUGUGGACGUGAGGAUAUCAUCACCGUUGUCGUCGUCGUCGUCGUCAUCCGCCUCUUUCUCAUCCUCCGACAACCACGAUAAUAACGACGAGCCCGAAACAGCAACAGUGGUCCUGGCGUCCGGCGCCGAAUACGUGGCCGAUCUCGUGGUGGGCGCGGACGGAAUCAAUUCUCGCCUCCGAGAAAUCCUCCUGUCACGAUCUGACCCGCCGACGCCCACGGGUGACUUAGCCUACAGACUUCUCAUCCCGACCGAGCACAUGCUCAGCGACCCGGAGUUGCGACCCUUCGUCACAGACCCUCAGGUGAAUUACUGGCUCGGCCCGGACGCCCACGCGGUCAACUAUAUCCUACGCGGGGGGAAACUGUUGAACAUGGUCCUCCUGGUGCCGGACGACAUGCCCGUCGGCAGCGCCAACACACUCGAAGGCGACGUGGAGGAGAUGCGUGCGUUGUUUAAAGAUUGGGAUCCCAGAAUACCAAAACUCCUAUCCCUGUGCGAAUCAGUGUACAAGUGGCGUCUCCAGAUCCGCGUCAACGACGUCGACCCCUGGUCGCACCCGUCCGGGGCGUUCACGAUGCUGGGCGACGCGGUGCACGCGACGCUGCCCUACCUCGCGUCGGGGGCGGGCAUGUGUCUCGAAGACGCCGCGGUGCUGGGGGAGUUGUUCUCGCGGGCGCCGAACCCGAAAAGGUCGCGCGCGCUGAAGAAGCAGCUGCUCGACAUCUACGAAAAGUGCCGCAAGGACAGGACGGCCAUGAUUGUCAAGCGCGGGAACCUGCAGCAACACCUGUACCACUUACACGACGGGCCGGAGCAAGAGGAGCGCGACAGGCGGAUGGUGGCCAUGGAGGAAGGCGAGGCUCUGGCCUGGAGAGACUCGGGGCUCGCGCCGAAGUUGCUAGGAUAUCAAGUCGAGAAGGAUGUGAGUGCCGUUAUCCCCCACAAGGACGAUAUUCCCAUACUGCACUUCCCUGCACCGCCUUACGACGCCCCUACACCAUCACCACUCUCCCCCCUCCCCAGCCCGCCCGCUUUGCCCUGCCUUGUCUUGUUACCGCACGGUUUUUGGUAUUACCCCGAAGUUAUCGCCACCUUCAAUUCAAUGCUCAUUGGAACUGACUUGCUCGUCUCUCGAUUUCCCCAGGUUGACCAGUACUGGCCUCCUCCUUGCCUUCGGGACCAACAAGAGAGUGGAUUUGUCCAGAGUCGAUUAUAG